AUGGAGCGUUACGGUCAGCCGCCUUUGAGCGCUGUCCCUGUGUCCGAGUUCAGGCAAAAUGAGGGUUCAUUAACAUCAACUUUAAGAACACUUCUCUUCUUCACAGCUCUAAUGAUCACAUUACCAGUUGGGCUAUAUUUUUCAUCAAAGGCUUAUGUAUUUGAAGGUACCUUAGGAAUGUCCGACAGAGACAGCUAUUUUUAUGCUGCCAUAGUUGCUGUAGUUACUGUUCAUGUGGUACUUGCUCUCUUUGUGUAUGUAGCAUGGAAUGAGGGCUCUCGACAGUGGCGGGAAGGCAAACAGGACUAGUAUGAAGAUCAUCUGAUACCUACAGACUGUAAAUCAAAUUUUUGUGACCUGAAGGAAAAGCAUUCUUCACAAUGUAUGAUACCCAUGUACAAAGAUGAGGCUAAUGAUGCCUCGACUCAGGUUAGAAUAACACUUGUGCUCAUC
This is a messenger RNA of Indicator indicator, 453 nucleotides long. It is a transcript of the gene VMA21, whose product is annotated as vacuolar ATPase assembly factor VMA21. Gene Ontology annotation, biological process: vacuolar proton-transporting V-type ATPase complex assembly. The transcript has 3 exons. Lineage: Eukaryota; Metazoa; Chordata; Aves; Piciformes; Indicatoridae. Gene Ontology annotation, cellular component: endoplasmic reticulum membrane. The coding region runs from base 1 to 309 and encodes 102 amino acids. The record is from RefSeq and is a predicted model, not a curated record.